GCAGCUGAGUGAACCUAAACUUGAAGUUGAAGUCUGUUGACAAUGUUUGUAAAUAUGAAUCGGAUGAAAACACUUUACUUUUCAGCUUUUAUAUUUAUCAGCAUUAAGUUGGCUUGUGGGAUUCGCAUAGGGGAGGAUUUUACUCAAGUGCAUUCGAAUUUUCAGGUGACGGGAGAUGGUUUCCAUCGGGAAUUUAGAGUUUCCUCGUCGUUCCUUCCGCCAUAUCUUCAAGAUUGCAAGGUACUCAUUAAAUGGACGAUACCUUCUGGAAUCUACAUAGACCCAUACCAGCUUCAAGCAUCAAUACUGAACCAAACUGUACAUUUCUCCAGCCCUGUGAAUGUUGAGCAAAUGGCACACCAUGCAGAACCUUUGAUUUUACACAGCUUUCCCAACAUUCAUUGCAGCAGUAGUUGCCAUUUUCCCCAAACAAUGCAGUUUCAUUUACGUUACCAUCUGCCUAGCAACACAAGUGAUUAUACGAAAGUGUCCCUCCCUCCACCUGUAACGUAUGUUGCUUGUGAUUGCAUUUUACCUAUUAACAUGGCUGUAAAUAAAUGUUUGUGGCAAGAAAUUUCCAAACCCGAAUUACCAAACUAUGAUGUUUUUGUUCCAGUAGGAGAUUUGUCCCAUUUGCCAUUUGUAACACUUCUUACAAUUGCCAUUGCAUUUAUGGGAACUGGCUGUGUUGCUUGGGCGUCUGUGAUACAGUAAGUGUCAACUUUCCAUUUAGUUUUUACCGUUACUUGAACUCUGAUCAAUACAAAAAAUUUAGUGUA
Daphnia carinata is the source of this 779-nucleotide messenger RNA. Its product is annotated as phosphatidylinositol-glycan biosynthesis class X protein-like. NCBI's taxonomy places the organism in Eukaryota, Metazoa, Arthropoda, Branchiopoda, Diplostraca, Daphniidae. The transcript is spliced from 2 exons. The coding region runs from base 43 to 714 and encodes 223 amino acids. Gene Ontology annotation, biological process: GPI anchor biosynthetic process. The record is from RefSeq and is a predicted model, not a curated record. Gene Ontology annotation, cellular component: endoplasmic reticulum membrane.